Molecule: messenger RNA, 4906 nt
Organism: Folsomia candida
Lineage: Eukaryota; Metazoa; Arthropoda; Collembola; Entomobryomorpha; Isotomidae
Exons: 7
Coding region: 266-4624 (1452 amino acids)
Biological process (GO): proteolysis
Molecular function (GO): serine-type endopeptidase activity
Source: RefSeq, a predicted model, not a curated record
GUCAUCAACAACACAGUGGCUCAGACAGCCAACAAGAGCACAACAGCUUAUCAUAAAAUUGAAUGCAAAGUUAAAAGACAGAAUUUUGGAAAUAAUCUCAAAAAGUGAGUUAACGCAACCCGAAGUGCAUACAUAAAAUCUGAGUUUAACCGAAACUGGUCCAGAAUAUUUUGUAAAAAGUGCGUCGGUGGAAACGAAUUGUGCGGAUUUUCUACCAUAAAACCAAAGACUGGAAAACAACUCGAAAUUACAGAUCGGAAAGAAAAUGCCUCCGAGAAUAGGAUGGACCAGUGUCCUGGUGACCCUAGCGUUGGCAGCGUCCUGCACGUGUGACGCUCCAAAAUCCAUCUUUCCCUCGUCCUCCUCCCCAACAUCGAGCAGUCACAAGAUUGACAUCACAACCUCAAAUCGCGACCCUUACGUGGCCGAGGCUUCUCAAUUCUUUCCAUCUUCCUCUCCCAAAAAUAAAGGUCUCAAGUUUCCCGGCUCCUCUGCCCCCUCGACGAAUGAGAGAAUGUCCUCAGCUCCGCAAGAAUCAGAUCUGGUCAUUCCCCUCAUGGACUCAUCCUCCUCCUCCGCCGCCGAUGUGAGUGACGAAGCUGCGGCGAACGAGGCCAUCGACAUUAUCCUCCGCUCAGCCCGUUCCGGAAAGAGCAUGGACCUCUCUUCUGCCACCAAUGGCGGAAAUGGCAAUGGCGCCGAUUUGGCCAAAGUUGCUUCCGAUCCCGUCAUCCAGCAACAGCUCGCGUCCGGAAAUGAGGUCGAGGCUCGUGGCUACAUUCGCAACAAACUUUGUGGGUUGGGACUUAUGCCGUGCGGACCACCACAUGGACAUCAUGGAGGUCACCAUGGUCUUCGUCCCGUAGGCCAUCAUGGAGGUCACGGGGGAGGAUGGGGACCAGGAAUCCCAGCCAAGGACGUCACCUUGGUCCAACCUGUCGCGCUGAAACCGGUGGGGUACCCAAUUGCGGCCGUGCCUUUGGAAAAGGGUCAUCAUCACGGAGGUCAUCAUGGUGGAGGUGGUGGUUAUCUGCCAGGACCUCCUCCCCCUCCUUUUAAUGGAGGUGGUGGGUAUGGUGGUGGAGGACACCACGCGUCCUAUGCGAAACAGUACGGUCCACCCAUUGCGAAACCAGUGUACCAUCCACCAGGACCGGGACCAAUCCCACUCAGACCGUCGCCACAGUAUGUUCCAAAACCGACUUAUGGAGGUGGACUGGGAGGAGGAAUUGGGGGUGGAAAGCCGCUCGUGGAACAUGUUCAUCAUCACAUUCACCACACGCCGUCCAGCUCGGGAGGAAUUGGAAUAGGAAAUUCGGGUGGAGGCUACGGAAACUCAGUGUAUGGACAGAUUGGGAUCGGUGACGAGUAUGGUCUUGGAGCCAAGAAUCCAAUUUCCAUCGCCGCUCCACCACAAACAAUCCCAGCGCUCGGAACUCCAAACCACAACGGCAACAACAACAACGGUGGGGACAUUUACUCCUUCAACUCCAACAGGGUCGAGGACUGCACGUGCGUCCGCAUCUCGGAAUGCGCCCAGUUUGACAUUGUGUCCUCUGGGACAAAUGGAAACCAAGUAAUUUCCGGCCUGGGUUCCCCCAAUUAUGGUCAAGUCGGGUUUGGAAUCGAUCCCCGGAACAAAAUCACAGCCUCCCUCGUCGAAUCCAACGCCACCACGCUCGAACUCCUCGGAGGUCAAGAGCAACCCGACAGCCAGGAGAGUGAAGAGGUCAGCGGGCAAGAAAGCCAGGAGAAUCAGGCACGUCACUUGAGCACUGACAUCGAAGCUCUGUCCAGUCAAGAAGAAGAUGACGACAAUUCCACAACAACUACUACCACGACGACGACGACGACCACCGUGGCGCCAAGUCGGCGACGAAGGCGAGAGGUCACAAAAGUCCAAACGUAUGGUCAACAAGGCAACAACAACAACUUCCCACAGAGCGCAUCCCAACAACAAGAGGAGAAUCAUGAUGAGGAAACGGCUGCAAGUGAAGGAGAUGGUACCUCAGAACCCAUAGCUAACCAAAUUCCACCACACGUAAUGCCCGCUUCAGGUGAGGGUCGCCUCCUCGGCUCCCUGCUCCGUGACUCUGAUAUGCUCAAAAAUCUCACGAAAUUCGCCGGCUACGACUUUGGGGAUGACCCGACCCAGUUGGUUAAAAUUGAUGGGCAACAACUUCGGAUUUUCGGGAAACUUUUUGGCAUGGAGCCCACGGUUGGGGUGAGUUUCGGUCUGCCUGGUGGGAAUCAUGGGGCUGUGGGGGGUUAUGCGCCUCAUCUGAAUCCCCACUUGGGGGUCAACCCGUACCAAGAUGGGAUCCCACUCGGUCCCAUCUCCAUCAACCCGCUGGUCUCCUUCCAAAAGGGGAAGGACAAGCACAAGACCAAAAUAUUCCGCCCCCUCGUCAAUCUCCACAUCACGCCGAACCUGGGCGUCCUCAAGGGUAUCAAGCGACUUCUAGGAAAAGGGGACAAGUUCGGUUGGGGUGCGCCGGAAUACCACUACGGUCACGGUCACGGGUACGGUCACGGUUGGGGGCACAACAGCGUGGAAUACGUGCCCGUCCCAAUCCCACAUCCGGUCGAGAUUCCAGUCCCCGUGCAAAUUCUGGGGCAUCAUCAAGUUAAGCAUCAUCACGAUCACUAUCACGCGACGGGAGGGUUGUCCACUUCCGUGGGAGGGUGGAGCGAAGGUAGUGGAGCGACCGUGAUUAGUAAUCCGCCUUAUGGUUAUUCCUCACCUUAUCCGUCGAGUGGGUAUAGCACUGGGUCUUCCUCGUCUUCACUGGUGGGGACGCCGUAUUAUAGUUACGGCACACCGACGCCGACUUCCGGUUUUAGUAGUUUGGGAGGUUACGGAGGGUACACAAAGUUUGACAAGAUAGGGGCAGCCAAUAAUGGUCUUAAGACGACUAACUCUGGGAGUAGCAGUGGGGGAAUCUUUAGUGGGAUUCGAGACGGGAUUUCUUCCCUGAUUGACACAGUUUCUGGGGUUGCUGGUGGUGGUGGAGGGUCAACUUCCGGGGUAUCUUCUCCCAUUAGAAAUCAAGCUUCUGGUCUAACCUCGAAUGAAGAGAGUCUGCUUAACACGUUGCUGAAAGAGGAGGGAAUUUCCGAUUCUUCUGGUGAUAUUGAUGCCUUAACCAACUCCCGUUUCCGGUCCAUCAUGCAGGACCGCAUUCCUGGGGACAGUUAUUCCACUAACUCCAACUACAAUUCGAACUGGGGGACUAACUCUGUCCGUGGGAGUAGAAAGUUGAACACUAAUAAUCAGAAUACUAACCUUCCUGGUCCUGCUCAUACACGGCUGCCCCCAAACAUACACACGCACUCUGCCUCAUCCUCAUUGAUCACGUUCCCUGACGAAACACGAGACCAAAAUUCAGGGCACAAUGUAAUGUCUUUUAAUAAUAAUAACGAGCCAACAAGCAGGGUGACAUUUCCCGAUGAAGGAAAAACUACGAGACGACGACGACGACGAGACACACUGACCGACGACGAGAACAACGUCACCACCACCGACUUGGAGUCCGACGCCACAACCGAAACCAAUUCUACCACCACCGACGUUCAACCUCGAAAUUAUGGUGCACAGAGACAACUCAACAUUGGAGGUUCCUGUCCAGGAGGAUACGUCUGCUGCCGAGCCCCACGUCAGAAUCAGAACCAAUUUUCGUCCAAUAACCAAUUUCAAUCUUCUCAGUCCCAGCAGUCCAACAGCUUUAAUCAAAGUCCGUACCCAAACCAGAACUCGAUCCAACACGUUCCUGGCCAAGGACCAUUCUCCGUCGGAAAUGGAAAUCCCUUCACUGCCGGAGUUGGACAAUGUGGAAAGAGGAAUGCUCGCGGGAUCACGGGUCGUGUCACUAAUCCAGGUCAUGUCGAUGGCGACACCGACUACGGCGAGUACCCCUGGCAGGUGGCUAUUCUCAAGAAGGACGGCUACGACAACGUCUACGUUUGUGGAGGAGCCUUGAUUGACUCGAGACACAUUCUCACGGCAGCACAUUGCAUCAAGGGUCAUUCUCCGAAGGACAUCAGGGUUCGACUGGGAGAGUGGGAUGUGAACCAUGAGACCGAAUUCUACCCCCAUGUCGAACGGGACGUCGCUGGGAUCACCCUCCAUCCCGAAUUCUACGCUGGAAAUCUCUUUAACGACCUCGCCAUCGUCACACUCGAAGGAUUCGUCGACUUUAGACAAAACCCGCACAUUUCUCCCGUCUGCACACCACCUUCGUCUAUGGACGUUUCCUCCCACCGCUGCUUCGUCACUGGAUGGGGGAAGGAUGCAUUCGGAGAGCGAGGCAAGUACCAGAACGUUCUCAAGGAAGUCGACCUCCCCGUCGUGAACAACUUUGAAUGCGAACAGCGACUGAAGAGGACUCGUCUGGGGGCCGCCUUUGUCUUACAUCCCGGCUUUCUCUGCGCCGGUGGAGAAGAGGGCAAAGACGCCUGCAAAGGGGACGGAGGUGGACCACUCGUCUGCGAAGUGGGAGGAGUCUGGCAGGUCGCUGGGAUCGUGUCCUGGGGCGUAGGCUGCGGUCAAGCCGGUGUUCCCGGUGUCUACGUCAACGUCGCCAAGUACCACGACUGGAUUCAAAGCGUCGUUGCUAGAUCCUAGUUAGAGAGAGAAAGAACGACAAAUUGUUAAUUAAUUAUUGUAAUUAGUUAAUUAAUUAAUUAGUUAGGUAUACGGAUAGGAUAUGGACGCACAUAAUAAUUAAGACACAGGCCAGAAGAUCUCGACACUAUUUAAUUCAUGGAAAAUUUUAAGGGUAAAAUAUUUUUGUAUGUGAGAUUCACACCCGUCAAAACAAAUGAAAUGUAUAUCCUUCUAUUGUAACAUAGAUAAGAUGGUUGCUUAAUUAUUACAGAAUAAAGACGAAAAGUUGUUAAACGUUAA